This is a messenger RNA of Phaeoacremonium minimum UCRPA7, 876 nucleotides long. Its product is annotated as putative chaperone-binding protein. NCBI's taxonomy places the organism in Eukaryota, Fungi, Ascomycota, Sordariomycetes, Togniniales, Togniniaceae. Bases 1 to 876 code for a protein of 291 amino acids. The record is from RefSeq and is a predicted model, not a curated record. The transcript has 3 exons. Gene Ontology annotation, cellular component: membrane.
AUGGUGGAUUUCGAAUGGGAUUCAGAACAGAUCCCCGGCUAUAAGCUGGGCCUGCACAUCUUGCAGAUUCUCUUCGCCUUCACGGCCUGGUGUCUCGAGAUUGCCGUCUUUCGGGCAGACGAUUCCAAAGUCAAUGGCAGAAACGGAUGGACAUUUGCAGUCUGUUUCCUCACAAUACCAGCAUGGAUAUAUCUCAUAAUGGCUCCCCGGUGGCCUCGCACCCGAAGGCUAGCUGAGCCACACGCUAUGGUGACAGUCGACGCCCUAUUCACCGUCCUCUGGCUGUCCGCGUUCGCGACGCAGGCUGCAUACAACAGCAAGGACGAGUGCGGCAAGGGCUGCAGCCUGAGCAAGGCCAUCGUUGCCAUGGGCGUUUUCGUAACACUCUUCUUCGCCGGCACCACCUUCCUCAGCGUGGCCACCCUGCGCUACUACGACUUCAACGGGACCCUCCCGGGCUACGAGCACAUGGGCGUCAAGAACCAGAACAUCGACCCGGACAAGGCCGCCUUCUCCACCGCGCCCCACGACGACGACGCCUACGCGCCCGUGGGCAUGCACGACCACGACCACGAGCCCGAGUUCAACGCCACGCCGUACGGCGGCGCCGGCAGCUCCUACGGGGGUGGCGGCAGCGCGUACAGCAACGCCCCGCACGACCCCCACGACCCGGAUGCGUACAACAUGCGGCCCGUGGGAGGCGGCAGCCCAGCCCACGAGAAUCCUUUUGACGAUAGUACGGCGUACCAGGGCGCCGGCGGCCGGCUCCCGUCCGGGAGCAGCAGCCAUGUGUACGCGCCCCCGGCGGCCCACGACGACUACGACGAUGACCGGCCGGCGCAGUUUCCCGCUGCUGACUACGGACGCAUCCAUUAG